AUUAGAGAAUCUCAGGUAGGUGAGUUUGAUCAGGGUCGGAGUUAAACUCUGCAGUGUACUGGCCCUCCAGGGCAAGAUUUGAAGAAUCCUGCUAUAGGCUGAAGACCUAAAUCACAAAGCUCACAAGAGCAUGAAAAUCAACCAUAUCUCCUCCCUCACACAAAUGACUCAGAGAGAUUUGAUGAAUAAUGAAAAACAGCUGAUGUGCAGAAGCUCACAAUAGGAGCGUGGGACUGAACAGACUGGACGGUUCAUACAUUUGGCUGGGGUGAAAGGGAGCAGACUGGUUUGUUUCAGACUCUGUUAGUCAGUUGUGUGAGCCGCUUUGAUUGGGGCAGAUGAUUAUGAGUUUCCAAAUAGUCUCAUAAAAACCCUGAGCAUUAUGCAGGACUCAGAGGAAUCCAGAGAUAUGGAAAAAAUUUCAGACCAGAUGGAUGGAGGAAAUAUGAGUGCAGGAAAGAAGGGAAGAGAGAAGCGUCUUUCCUCCUCUGACUGGGACAGAAAAGGGACUUCUGUACCCUUAGUGCCAUCAAGUGUACCAAUUCCAGGCCCCAUAAACGACCCCAUCGUUAUUUCCAUCGGCCCUGCCCAGCCUUGUCCCUCUGUUUCUAGUGAGUCCCAGGACCAGGGUCUCUCGAGAGAAGACAACUACAACAGGCAUGGAUGGAGAAGGGAGAACAUGCGAUAUUACCGGUCAACUGGUGAGGGUGGUGUCUCCAAACAAACAAUGGAUGAACUGAAAAGUGUGUUGCGUGAGAGCUCCCUACUCAGUGCAAAAGGGCAAGAUGAAAGCGGGAGCUACCCUCCAGGUCAAAGAGUGGACUGUAAGCCAGACCAGAUGCCAUCUAAGAGUUUCAGCACCUUCAAGCCCCUUUCAGAAGCUAGGAGAACAUCCAGACUAAGAGAAGGAAGUCCUAGCUGGGAUUCAGCUGGUUCUUCGAUGACCGAUGGACCUCCCGGCAGGUCCUCUGGUAUGAGUUCACCCACUGGUGAGACAUCCCAUUUGGAUGAAGCUGGCACAUCACACUCAGACAAGGAAAGCUCACAGGCACUCUCUUUUGCAUCUCAAAGCUUCAUUUCUGACGUUGAGCGCAUAAAACAGCAAAUUGCCCAGGAAAACAUAAGCUUUGUUCGCUUUGAGGCCACUGAUCUUCAUGGCGUGUCCCGAUCCAAGACAGUUCCUGCUCGAUUUUUUCAUGAAAAAGCGGUAUAUGGCAUCCCUAUGCCGAGAAGCUACCUGGAGUUAACCCUAAGCCCCAAAGUCAACGAAGUUGAUCAUCCGAGUGCAGCCAGCUUCAGCAGUGAUGUCCUCCUGGUUGCAGAUCUCUCAACGUUCCAGAUCCUUCCCUGGGCGGACCAGACUGCGCGCCUCAUCUGUGACCCCUGCACGAUCACAGGAGUGCCAUUGCGAACAUCACCCCGCCUCAUAGCCAAGCAGAUGCUGGGCCAGCUCCAGAGCAUGGGAUUCUCUCUCCACUCGUCCUUCACGUAUGAGUGCUGCAUCUUCGGAGCCCCUGAACGAGUGGGCCCUAAAGCUGUGUUCUUCCCUGCCACCACGCUGUUGGGCAACUACGAUCAACCCUUCCUGCAGCAGCUAGUCAGAGGGAUGUACUACAUGGGAGUUGACGUCGAAAGCUUCUCAUCUGCAAAUGGACCAGGACAGAUGGAGAUUUGCUUCAAACCGCGGUUUGGAAUCGAUGCCGCAGACAGCGCCUUCACCUUCCGCACAGGAAUCAAAGAGUUAGCCAGGAAGUUUGACUACAUUGCCACCUUUUUCACAGGUGACAGCAUCCACAAUUCUGGGUUGCUCUCCCAUAGCCUUUGGGAUGCCAGUGGCAGAAGAAGCCUUUUCCACUCAGGCAAUGGGGAACUUUCGGAAAUCGGUAGAAAGUGGCUCUCGGGUCUUCUCCAGCACUCAGCUGCUCUUAGCUGCCUCUUGGCUCCAGGGAUCGGCUGUCGAAACCAGCUUUCCAAAGACAAGAAAAAAUCCAAGAAUCAUUUUUAUGCCACAUGUGGCUGCAACGACAACAGCUCCGCCUUCAACGUGAAGGUUCAUGGUGGACGGGAGACUCACAUCGAUAACAAGCUGGGUUCAGCAAUGGCCAACCCUUACAUUGUGUUGGCAGCCACAAUAGCAGCAGGACUGGACGGUAUUAGACGUAAUCUAAAUGCCGAACAGGUUCUAAGCAAAGCUCCAGCUCAGCAGAAACAGUUCCCGGUCCCUGUUAAACUGGAUGAUGCUUUAGUAGCUCUGGCAGAGGACAGUGUGAUUUGUGGUGCACUGGGAGAGCCUUUCGUGCAGUAUUUUAUUGCCAUGAAGCAUGUAGAGAUUGAGACCCAAGAGCAGGAUGCCGACAGGAGCAAGGGACUUGAGUAUUUUAUUUAACUUCUGAAUUUGCUAAAUGAUUUUGUGUAUUUGAACCCAAGAAAAUAUUUUUCAUGACCCUUUGAUUUGGUAUUAAAGACAAACAAUACCUUCCUUGCCAACAGGAUUUCAAAAUAAAAUCAUACAACUGACUGAUAUCUGCUGCAGACUGAUU
Molecule: messenger RNA, 2540 nt
Organism: Cyprinus carpio (common carp)
Lineage: Eukaryota; Metazoa; Chordata; Actinopteri; Cypriniformes; Cyprinidae
Product: lengsin-like
Exons: 5
Coding region: 383-2386 (667 amino acids)
Biological process (GO): lens morphogenesis in camera-type eye
Cellular component (GO): cytoplasm; membrane
Molecular function (GO): glutamine synthetase activity
Source: RefSeq, a predicted model, not a curated record